Nelumbo nucifera (sacred lotus) is the source of this 5609-nucleotide messenger RNA. RefSeq lists its product as uncharacterized. The record is from RefSeq and is a predicted model, not a curated record. NCBI's taxonomy places the organism in Eukaryota, Viridiplantae, Streptophyta, Magnoliopsida, Proteales, Nelumbonaceae.
AGCAGUACUGAAGCUUUGUGCAAGUGUAACUUCUCGCACGACUUUUUAUGUAUAUAUAUGAAUGCGAGUCACUCGGAGCUUUCCACCUGCUGCUACCUCCUAGUAUCUUUUAAUAUCAUCAGCAAGACGAAGACUGGCCAUAGUUUGAGGUUUGAGCUCUCUGGUUCACUCACUAUCUUUAGUAUUUACGACCAGGAUCUGAUAAGUUAUGAGGACUCCGAGAGAACACAUCGAAAAAAUAAGAAGGGAGAAGUUUUCCAUUGGAGAAGAAAAACCGAAUCCGCUAAGAGAGGAUAUGUACCAAGCUGUCAAAUUUCUCUCUGCUGAGCUCUAUUCCAAAGAUGUUCAUUUCCUUAUGGAACUCAUCCAGAACGCAGAAGACAACGAGUAUUUGGAAGGGGUGAAGCCAUCGCUGGAGUUCAUCAUAACGACCCGAGACAUCACUGCUACGGAAGCCCCUGCAACUCUUCUGGUAUUCAACAACGAGAAGGGUUUCGCUCCAAAGAAUAUUGAAUCCAUUUGCAGCGUUGGGCGCUCAACAAAGAAAGGCAAUCGUCAACGCGGUUACAUCGGAGAGAAAGGUAUUGGGUUCAAGAGUGUCUUUCUUAUCACAGCACAACCUUACAUUUUCAGUAAUGGGUAUCAAAUAAGGUUCAGUGAAGAACCUUGUCCAGUUUGUGACAUUGGAUAUAUUGUUCCCGAGUGGGUUGAGGCAAAUCCCACUAUUGCUGAUAUACAACAAGUAUUUAGUCCUUCCAAAUCCCUUCCGAUGACUAUCAUGGUCCUGCCUCUGAAGCCUGAUAAGGUAGGACCUGUGAAACAGCAGCUCUCAGGCAUACACCCUGAAAUUCUACUAUUUCUUUCCAAGAUCAAACGUCUUUCUAUCAGAGAAGAUAAUGCUGACCCUAGCCUUGAUACGGUUAGUUCAAUCUCUAUUUCAAGUGAGACUGAUUUCAUUACAAGGAAGAAUAUUGAUGCGGAGUCCUAUACACUUCAUCUCUCCGCUGAGGAAAAUGGUGAUGAACGUGAAAAAGAAUGUAGCUAUCACAUGUGGAGGCAGAAAUUCCCCGUUGUGCUGGAAAAUAGGAUGGAAAGGAGUGAAGUUGAUUGUUGGGUGAUUACACUGGCAUUUCCACAUGGACAACGCCUUAAUAGGGGAAUGGUCUCCCCUGGGGUCUAUGCAUUUCUUCCUACUGAAAUGGUCACAAAUUUUCCCUUCAUUAUUCAGGCUGAUUUUAUUCUAGCAUCAUCCAGGGAAACAAUCCGCUUAGACAGCCUAUGGAACCAGGGGAUUCUGGAUUGUGUCCCCUCUGCUUUUGUUAAUGCCUUCAUCUCACUUGUGAAAACAACAGAAUCUGCUCCAGUAUCAUCUCUGCCCAGUAUUUUUGAGUUUCUACCAUUGAACAGCUCCAUGUAUCCUAAGCUAAAUGCUGUGAGGGAGUUGAUCAAAGAGAAACUGGUUGAGGAAAACAUCAUUCCAUGUGAAUCGGAUAUGGAGCAAAAAUUCUUUUGUAAGCCCAAUGAAGUAGGUAGGGUUAUGCCUUCUUUCUGGAAUAUCCUGAUCAAGGCAAGGAAGCAGGGGGUGAAUUUGCAUAAUUUGUCAUCCCAUGGGAAGUAUGUUCUGAAUGUUGCAUUUGAUAAGAAGCAAUAUGAUAAUAUCUUGAAUUUCUUGGGAGUGGAAUACAUGGAUGUGGAAUGGUACUCGAGGUGCAUCCCGAGUUCUAAUCUGGUACUCGGAGUUUCUGAAGAUACCUACGUGGAGCUUCUCUUCUUUAUUGCUGAUAAUUGGAUUUCCUGUUUCCGGAACACAAAUAUCAAGAACAUACCCCUUCUGAAAUAUGUUGGUCACAAUGGGUAUGUGUCUUUGUGGAGCAUAAAUGAAGCAACACGGCGGAAUGGUGGUAGAGCAUUUUUAUCAGAAUAUCCUAAUUAUGUCUCAUGGUUAAUUGAUUGGAACCAGGAGUUCAAAUGUAUAGGAGAUUGGUUCUUUGUGCCGAAAAGCACUCAGAAGGCUCUAUGUCUACAUCCAAAGAAGGAGACAAUAAUUGAAUGGCUUUCAGAUAAUGUGUCAAUUAGUACCAUAGGUAUAUAUAAGUUUGCUGUUCAUCUUAUAAAUUCUAUCAACAGUGACAGAUGGCUUGUUAUUGCUCUUGCUCAUUUCUUGUAUCACUCUCUCUCGGAAUAUUAUCUAUCUGAGAGCGAAGUUCAUCAACUGUGCAAGUUGGAUAAGAUGCCCCUUGUAGAUAACUAUGGGUGUGUGACCACACUCAAAAGUGCAGUUCUUGUCCCUGCAAAUGGAAGUAAGUGGGUGCGACUUAUUGGCUCAAAUCCAUGGAGAAGAGAAAACUAUGUUGAAUUAGGAGAAGACUACCUAUAUGCAAGUCGUUUUGCAGGUGUUCGUACAUCUGAGAAUCAGCUUAUGAAGUUCCUGAUGACUUAUGUUGGAGCUUCUGAUAUACCAGAUCUUCAUCCUCCUAAUGCUGUAUUUCCUACAGUAUCUUCCCCUUUGACUAAAGAAAACACAUUUUUGUUGCUGAACUGGAUCCGAAGUCUGAAAACUAGAGGAAUACAAUUACAAGGAAGGUUCUUGAAAUGUAUAAAGGAAGGAAGUUGGCUGAAGAUUUCUUUGGGUUGCAGUUCUGGUUACAGGCCUCCAUCACAGUCAUUCUUCCCAACUACAUCAUGGGCAAAUAUCCUGCAGUGUGGCUCUGUGCUGGUUGAUAUUCCCUUGGUAGAUCAAGGAUUCUAUGGUAAUGAGAUAAAUGACUACAAAGAAGAACUAAAAACAGUUGGGGUGAUGUUUGAAUAUGGGGAAGCAUGCCGAUUCAUUGGGGACCAUCUUAUGUCUCUCGCAGCUUCAUCCAAGUUAACCAGAGCCAAUGUGCUUUCAAUACUCAACUUCAUAAAAAUUUUGAGAGAGAAUUAUAUGCCUCCAGAAAAUUUCAUCAGGAGUAUCAAAGAGGGUCAAUGGCUAAGGACUCGUCAAGGUUACAGGUCUCCUGUUGGAUUGAUUUUGUAUGAUUCAGAAUGGAAAGCUGCCACACAAAUCAGUGACCUACCGUUCAUUAAUCAGGACUAUUAUGGGGAGGAAAUCCUUAACUUCAGAAAGGAGUUUCAGUUACUUGGAGUCAUAGUUGGUUUCAACCAGUAUUACCAGCUUGUGAUAGACAAUUUCAGGUUCCCUGCAUCCUGGAAUUCUCUUACGGUUGAUGCCUUCUUCUUGAUACUGGAGUGCAUUCGGCAUUCUAUAUCUUCUCAAAAUCUUGUUGGACUACUUAAAGAUAAGAAGUGGUUGAGGACCAAUAUGGGCUACAGGUCACCAUGUGAAUGUUUCCUGUUUAAAUCUGAAUGGGGUUGCCUUUUGCAGGUUUUCAGUGAUUAUCCACUGAUUGAUCACAAUUUCUAUGGAGCUCGUAUUUACUCCUAUGAGAAUGAGUUGAAGGCAGUGGGGGUUGUGGUAGAUUUUGAGCAAGUAGCUAAGGCAUUUGCUCGUUAUUUUAAGUGGAAAAUAUCUUCUUCCUCCCUAAGGAAAGAAAACAUACUCUCAUUUUUGGCAUGCUACAAACAUCUAAAGAAAGGAGAUUAUAAAUUUCCUUCUGAGCUUAACAAGUGCAUCAGGGAGGAAAAAUGGAUCAAGACACGUCUGGGCAAUAGGUCACCUGCGGAGUCUAUUUUGUUUUGCUCUGAUUGGGAUUGUAUCUUGCCUGUUGCAUUGCUUCCUUUUAUAGAUGAUAGUGACAACGGUUAUGGCAAGGGCAUCAAAGAGUUCAAGGAUGAGCUGAAGGUGUUGGGAGUUGUAACUGAAUUCAAGGAGGGGGCAAAGUUUAUUAUUGAUGGUAUUACAAUACCCCGGAAUCCUAGUCAUAUGACUCCUACCAAUGUGAUUUCUUUGUUAAAAUGCAUUCAAAAUAUGCAGCAAGAAAUGGGGCAUGAUUCCUUGCCCAAGUCAUUUCUGAAAAGAAUCAGUGGAAGAUGGUUGAAGACCUAUAUGGGUUAUAAACCUCCAAAUAACUGCCUCUUGUUCGAUUCAAAGUGGAGUAUGUUCUUACAGCGGGAAGAUGGACCAUUCAUUGAUGAUGGGUUUUAUGGCUCUAGCAUCAGUUCCUAUAAGAAAGAGCUCCACGCGAUAGGAGUUACUGUAAAUGUUGCAGAUGGAUGUGAACUGCUUGCCAGUUACCUUGAAUCCCAUUCUCAGUUUAGUGCUAUAUCUCGAAUCUACGAAUACUUGAGUAAAUUUAAUUGGGAGCUGGAAAAUAAAGCUUCUACAAGGAUUUGGAUCCCAAAUGGAACUGCCGGGGGAGAGUGGGUAAGACCUGAAGAAUGUGUCCUUCAUGAUGGGGAUAGUCUCUUUGGCUUGAAAUUGAAUGUCUUGGAGAAACACUACGACACAAAAUUAUUAGGCUUCUUCUCCAAGGUAUUGAAGGUUAGGUGGAGGCCUUCGAUUGAUGAUUAUUGCAAUCUAUGGAAGGAUUGGGAAAAUUCAGGAUGCCCAUUGAAAUAUGACGAAUGUUGUGCUUUCUGGCUCUAUGUUUUACAUAACUGCUCUUCAAAUUCAAAGUUCGAGAUACUUAGCAACAGCAUGUCAAAACUGCCAGUGGACACAGGCUCAGGUGAAAUUCUGUUAGUUGGAAAGCAAGAUGUGUUCAUUCCUGAUGAUCUGCAACUCAAGGAUCUCUUUGAGAAGGCUUCUAUGCAUCCUUUAUUUAUCUGGUAUCCUCAACGGGGCUUGCACUUUAUGUGCCGAGGUAAGCUAUUUGAAAUAUACAGCAGUAUUGGGGUCCAAACUAUCUCUGAAGCCGUAAAGAAGGACCAAUCUUCCAAACUAGAAUGUGUUGAACCCAAUCAGGUAAGACUUAAUGAAAAACUUAUUGGGAAAGAGCUAUGUAGACUCAUUCUUGGGUUUCUAGGUGAUCCUUCACUUGAAUUGAAUGUAGAGAGGAGGCAUCAGAUCCUCAAAUAUCUCCUUGAUGUUACUGUCUUUGAGACAGGAGAACCAAUUUCGGUAAGUUAUACCUUGCCAUUGUCUUCUGGAAAUAAUGUCACUGUCAGGGCAAGCCGCAUGAUCCGUUGGGAGAGAGAAAACUUGAAGCUGUUCACCCAGAAAAUGGACAAAUCAUCUGGGCACAAAACCAAAAUUGAAUUUGCGACAAAUUUUUCUGAGGUGAUAUCUGAGGGGUUGUUAUGGGAUAAAGAAGAUCGAAUUGCUGGUCUUUGUGAGCUUAUCAAGUUGGGUUGCUUGUUAGAGUUUGAAGAGGACGCAACCAAUUUUCUGAUGAAGAGCAGAAAUCUGCAAGUCUCCAUGGAGGAUGAGGAAUUCCUUUCUUCUGUUUUCACAUCUGACCGACUUUCGUGAUGCUUAUGUCUUCUAUAGCAUGGUUAUGGGAUUCUGGUUUUGCUUUAGUGGUUUGGAACGUGACUCUCUCUCUCUCUCUCUCAGGUUAAUGAUGUAUUGAUAUAGUUGCACUGCCUAUAUUGGACUGUAGCACAAUUGACUGUCAUGAUCUAUCAUGCGAUAUUCUACUGGUUCAACUUUUGUAAUGUAAAUUAUAUUUUCCCAUCAAAACCUGUGUCAGUCAUGAGUUAAUGAAUGGAUCUGUCAUACUGAUGCC